GAUGUUUCCUUCUCAAUUUUCUCGUUUUUCUCGACCAUCUUCAUCAAUUAUUCAAUUUAUUUUAACAAAAAAUUCUUCCUUUAAAUUAUUUGGAGAUUUUGGGAAAUAUUCAAUUUCAACUUCUUCAACUUCAUUUUCUAUAGCAGAAAGGCUAAAACUUCAAAAGGAAUUAUCUACUACAAAACCCAAAGAAGAACAAUUAAAACAAUUUAAUGAUUUUGUAGAAAUUGAAAAUAAAAUUUUGGCAAUGGAUAUUUUAAAACAAUUUAAAUUAAUUGUGAAAUUAAGUAAAGAUUUGGACGAUAAAAUGGUUAUUAGAUUAAUUAAAAAUUUGAGAGGUAUUGAUGUUUCUUCUUUUUGCCCUUUAAGACUUGAAGAUGCAAAAUUAUUUGUUGGAGCGAUUGAUAAACUUUUGGGUUCUUUACCUAGUGAAUAUCCUGAUACGCCAAAAAUUGUUCAUACAGCUUUCGAGUCAACAACUCCUCCAAUGUUUUCUAAAAAUGUUUACGAGCCACAAAUAAUUCAAACAAAUUUGCGUGUUUUGGAAGCUCGUUUAGUUGAUAGCCGAAUUGUUGGGCAUUUAAUUGUUGAAUUUAAAAGUGUAGAAACUGUUGGAGAAAAUAAAGAAGAAAAGUUUGAAUUUACAUUUACAGCCCUUCCUUGGCUUAGAAAACAAUUAACUUAUUUAUUGCAUAAACAUGGGGCUGGAGAAUUUAAUCAAUUAAAAAUACCCGAAUGGUUUAAACAAAAAUCACUUGAAUAA
Meloidogyne enterolobii is the source of this 763-nucleotide messenger RNA. NCBI's taxonomy places the organism in Eukaryota, Metazoa, Nematoda, Chromadorea, Rhabditida, Meloidogynidae. The record is from the annotation of a GenBank genome assembly.